AUGCAGUUUCUUUCUGUUUCCGAUCUGUUUGGUGUGAAGGGCCGAGUUGCCCUAGUAACAGGGGGAUGUUCUGGACUAGGGUUGAUGAUUGCCCAGGGCUUGGUCUCGAACGGGGCGAAAGUGUAUGUGACUGCCUUGUCAUCUGAUGACAUUGAGGGCGUGGUCAAGGACCUCAAUGAGAUUGGAGAGCCAACGGGUGGGACAGCCAUUGGCUUCGCCAGCGAUCUGGCCUCAAAAGAUGGCAUCGCUGCUGUCGCCCAAGAAAUCGAGAAGCAUGAGACUCACCUUGACAUCCUGUGCUCGAACGCGGGGAUCAGGAGAGACCCACCAACGAUGUGCGAUGUCAAAACCGCAUCGUUAGACGACUUACAGGGAUCGAUGUGGUCCUCGCGACAUUCUGACUGGGACGACACCUUCCGCGUCAAUGUCACGGCCCACUAUUUCUUGUCCGUGGCACUUUUGAAGCUGUUAGUAGCUGCCAGCAAGCUCGAUCUCGGAAACGGCCGGACGGGCAGAGACGAAGGACGGGGUGUAAUGAUCAUCACCAGCAGUUGUGCCAGUAUGCACAAUUGCACCAACAUCGACUUGACGUCCUAUGCCGCGAGCAAAGCGGCGAUUGAUCACCUUGUCGGGCUAUUGGCGAGUAAAUUCGCAAGAUGGUAUGUGCGAGUCAAUGCGAUCAAUCCAGGAUUCGUUCCCAGUAAGAUGAACCCGGUCGAGGAGGGAGACAACCAAUUUGCCGAGCUCUUCAAGGCGAUGCCGGCCGCAAGAAUAGGGCGCGCCGAAGACAUUGUGGGGGCUGUGCUAUAUUUGAGUAGCCAAGCAGGAGCUUAUGUCGACGGAAGUUGCCUUUGCGUAGAUGGCGGCCGUGUACUCCUGGCAAACGGACAGUAG
This is a messenger RNA of Cladophialophora yegresii CBS 114405, 894 nucleotides long. RefSeq lists its product as uncharacterized. The transcript has 6 exons. Gene Ontology annotation, molecular function: oxidoreductase activity. The record is from RefSeq and is a predicted model, not a curated record. NCBI's taxonomy places the organism in Eukaryota, Fungi, Ascomycota, Eurotiomycetes, Chaetothyriales, Herpotrichiellaceae. Bases 1 to 894 code for a protein of 297 amino acids.